Molecule: messenger RNA, 2193 nt
Organism: Penicillium mononematosum
Lineage: Eukaryota; Fungi; Ascomycota; Eurotiomycetes; Eurotiales; Aspergillaceae
Product: dynamin family protein
Exons: 4
Coding region: 1-2193 (730 amino acids)
Cellular component (GO): membrane; microtubule; cytoplasm
Molecular function (GO): microtubule binding; GTP binding; GTPase activity
Source: RefSeq, a predicted model, not a curated record
AUGACGACCACAGAAAAGCACAGAAGUCUCGAGUUGGCUGAUCCAGCUUUACUUGAGAAGAUUGACAAACUUUUCGCCUGCAACGUGGGGGAGUAUGUCAGUCUCCCCCAACUGGUUGUCGUUGGUGACCAGUCCUGCGGUAAGAGCUCGGUCCUUGAGGGCCUGACCAAGUUAAACUUCCCUCGAGAUAGCGGCCUGUGCACAGGAUUUGCGACACACAUUAUCUUCCGACGUGAUGGCAACUUGGUUGUGCGGGAGAUAUCUGCGUCUAUAAUCCCUGCAUCAGAUGCAGCUCCAGAGGAGGACCAGAAGCUGCGAGGUUGGAAGGCCUCUGGCCUCCAGUCACUGAGUGCUGAGGACUUCAGCCGUACGAUGAAAGAGGUCCACGAGGUUAUGAACCUUUCUUCAUGUGAUGGGGACCAAAAGCCGACAUUUUCCAACAGCGUGCUACAGCUAGAGAUUCGUGGCCCGAACGAGAGCCACCUGAGCGUCAUCGACGUGCCCGGGAUCUUCAGGAAUACAACACCGGAUCGAACUACAAAGAAUGAUAUCACGCUGGUCAGGAAUAUGGUCCUUCAUUACAUGCAAAACCAACGGUCUAUCAUGUUGGCUGUGGUUCCAGCAAACGUCAACAUUGCGACGCAAGAAAUCAUUGAGAUGGCCAGCGAGAUUGACCCGGAAGGAGAAAGGACCUUGCGGAUCCUCACCAAACCAGAUCUCGUUGACAAAGGAGCCGAGCACAAAGUAAUUCAACUCAUUCACGAUGGCAAUGCGAACGGGCAGCUGGGGUGGAUCCUCGUCCGAAAUCUCGGUCAAGAGCAGCUUCAGGCUGGCAAUGCCGACCGAGAUGCCGAAGAAAGGAUGUUCUAUCAACAUGCGCCUUGGAAUUGUGUACCGCCUGAGAAUUACGGGAUCUCAGCAUUGACGGCUCGCCUCCAAGAACUCCUCACCUCAAAUGUCCGCCGCGAGUUCCCCUCGGUACGCUCUGAAGUGAUCAAGAGGCUGAAAGUCUCAAAGAAUCUCUUGCAAUCUCUGGGAGUUCAGCGAGAGACAGCAGAGCAGCAAAGGCGGAUUCUUCUAGAUAUUGUGUCGGCUUUUCAAGAGAUUACACAGCACGCCCUUGCUGCAAAUUAUGGCGUCAAUGAUGUGUUCGAUGAGGACAAGGAUUUGCGCCUGGCUACAUUGGUCGCUCUCAGGAACGAUGUCUUUUCGAACAACCUCGCCCAUUGGGGUCACACCUACACUUUCCGAUCGAAGCCGGAGAGGCCGGAGGACACAGAAGGCAGUGUUGGUGACCGUGAAGAAAGGCGCAAUAAUCCAACCAAUACUGAAAAGGAACAAGAUAUCAUCCAAAGCCGGAAAACCUGGGAUACAACUCAGAAUACAUCAGUGGCGGACCUUGAAGAGAUUCUACAUGCCUCUGAACCUGUGGAGCCCUCCUUCAAAUCGGGCAUUCUUCCGUGGAUUGAGGGGAUUUACUCCAAUUCUCGGGGCUUCGAGAUAGGUACAUUCAAUCAUACCUUACUCUCUACCCUCAUGAAGAAGCAGUCCGUCAAAUGGCCGAUCCUCGCGCGUGGCUACAUCAGUGACAUUAUCAGUGUCGUGCAUGCAUUCAUACGCAAAGCACUUGAAGUAGUCUCCAAAAACACACAGAUCUCCACAAGUAUCAUGUCCCUGCUCGUGGGUGACCUUGUUGAAAAGUACAAGCAGGCAAUUUCAAUGGUUGAGUUUUUCCUGCGAGUUGAACGCGAAGGGACCCCGAUUACACUCAAUCACUACUUCAAUGACAAUCUCGAGAAAUGCCGGCAAAAGCGAACGUAUUCGACUGCUGCCAAAAAGUCCUUUGAUGAUUGCAAGCACGGAGAGAUUGUCAGACUGACUGACCUUGCUCACCAACACCAUAUGAGCAACAUCGAACAUACUGUUUGGGACAUUCAUGACAUUCUCGACUCCUACUAUAAGGUGGCUCGGAAGAGUUUCCUGGAUAAUGUGUGUAUGCAAGCUGCGGAGCAUUACCUGGUCACUGGCCCCGAGGCACCGAUGAAGUUGUUUUCCCCUUCAUGGGUUAAUGACCUUUCCAACGAGAGACUGGCGGAGAUUGUUGGGGAGGGCAGGGCUUUGAAGCGGAGACGACGCCAGUUGCAGAAGGAGAUCGAAGACCUGGAGGCUGGAAAGGCAGUUCUCAUGAAAUGA